This is a messenger RNA of Thlaspi arvense, 6135 nucleotides long. Lineage: Eukaryota; Viridiplantae; Streptophyta; Magnoliopsida; Brassicales; Brassicaceae. The record is from the annotation of a GenBank genome assembly.
CAGCUAACCAUAGUCUCAGACACUUAAGCCUCUCAACUGAUCUCAAGGUUGAAAAUGGCACAACAUACUUAUCUAAUUAUCCACUGAUUCAUUUCGUCUCCAGCGAAAAAAACCACAGAGACAUUGAAAAAUGAGUUCUCAGCAAACUCUCCAAUUUCGCGCUGACCCAUUUGUGCUAUCUCACUGUUGCCGCCAUAUUCGCCUCGCCGGCUCUCUCACGCUCCAAUCUCCUCUAAAGCAGCCUUUUUCCGGCCUCCGGUUCCGGUGUCGCCGCACUUUUCAAGGCGGAGUCAGGAGUUCGGCGAAGGAGGCUGCUCAGAGUAACAAUGGAAACCGGGAUAAGAAAUCUCCGGUGCCGGAAACGGCGAUCGAACCGAAGAGGGUCUACCCGUUUGACGAUAUUGAGCCCAAGUGGCAACGUUACUGGGAAGAAAACCGUACUUUCCGGACACCGGACGAUGUCGACACUUCGAAACCAAAAUUCUACGUCCUCGACAUGUUUCCGUAUCCAAGUGGAGCAGGAUUACAUGUGGGACAUCCACUGGGUUAUACAGCAACUGAUAUCCUAGCGAGGCUUAGGAGAAUGCAAGGUUACAAUGUUUUGCAUCCUAUGGGAUGGGAUGCUUUUGGAUUGCCUGCAGAACAAUAUGCUAUUGAGACAGGAACCCAUCCCAAAACUACAACAUUGAAGAACAUUGACCGGUUUCGUUUGCAGCUCAAAUCGCUGGGCUUCUCAUAUGACUGGGACCGUGAACUCUCUACAACAGAGCCAGAUUAUUAUAAAUGGACACAAUGGAUCUUUCUUCAGCUUUAUAAGAGAGGUUUGGCAUAUCAGGCUGAAGUACCCGUGAAUUGGUGCCCGGCUCUUGGUACUGUUUUGGCUAAUGAGGAAGUUGUGGAUGGUGUUAGUGAGCGUGGAGGCCACCCGGUUAUAAGAAAGCCGAUGAGGCAAUGGAUGCUGAAGAUUACUGCCUACGCUGAUCGUCUUCUUGAGGAUUUAGACGAGCUUGAGUGGCCUGAGAGUAUAAAAGAAAUGCAGAGAAACUGGAUAGGAAGAUCAGAAGGAGCUGAAUUGGAUUUUUUAAUUCUUGAUGGCGAAGGAGGCCGAGAAACUGACAAAAAGAUUACAGUUUACACCACCAGACCAGAUACCCUUUUUGGAGCAACUUACAUGGUUGUGGCACCAGAGCAUCAUUUGUUGUCUUACUUUAUAACUGAAGAACAGAAACAACAAGUUGAGGAAUACAAAGAUUUCGCGUCGAGAAAAAGUGAUCUUGAGAGAACAGAACUUCAGAAGGACAAGACGGGAGUAUUUACGGGAUCUUAUGCGAAAAAUCCAGCUAAUGGGGAUGCUAUUCCCAUAUGGGUAGCUGAUUAUGUUCUAGCAAGCUAUGGAACCGGAGCAAUCAUGGCGGUCCCAGCUCAUGAUACUAGGGAUAACGAGUUUGCGUUGAAGUAUAACAUUCCAAUCAAGUGGGUAGUGAGAAAUGAAGCAAAUUCAAGUGAUGAUGAUGCUAAGCAGGUUUAUCCAGGAGUGGGGAAAAUUGAAAAUUCAUCAAGUUUAGAAACAGGACUUGACAUAAAUCAACUAUCUAGCAAAGAAGCUGCUUUAAAAGUUAUUGAAUGGGCCGAGAGAACCGGAAACGGAAAGAAGAAGGUAAAUUACAAGCUGAGGGAUUGGCUAUUUGCACGGCAGCGUUACUGGGGCGAACCUAUCCCGAUCUUGAUUUUGGAUGAAUCUGGUGAAACUAUUGCGGUUUCAGAAUCUGAGCUGCCACUGACUUUGCCUGAGUUGAAUGAUUUUACUCCCACUGGAACAGGGGAACCACCACUGUCAAAAGCAGUAUCAUGGGUGAACACAGUAGAUCCUGCAACAGGAAAACCUGUCAAAAGAGAAACCAGCACUAUGCCACAAUGGGCUGGAUCUUGUUGGUACUAUCUGAGAUUCAUGGACCCAAAAAACUCUAAAGCAUUAGUUGACAAGGAAAAAGAAAAAUACUGGAGCCCAGUAGAUGUAUACGUUGGUGGUGCUGAACAUGCUGUUUUACAUUUGCUAUACUCUAGGUUUUGGCACAAGGUACUUUAUGACAUCGGUGUUGUGUCGACAAAAGAACCCUUCAAGUGUGUUAUAAAUCAAGGAAUCAUCCUUGGGGAGGUCCAGUAUACAGCUUGGAAAGACCAAGAAGGAAAUUAUGUAUCUGCAGACACUGAAGAACGUUUAAAUGAAACGCUUCAACAAGUGACACUCCCGGAAGAAAAAGUUAUGAAGUCUGGAGAUCAUUUUGUUCUGAAAGAAGAUCCUAGCAUUCGUCUGAUUCCACGCGCUUAUAAAAUGAGCAAAAGUAGAGGAAACGUGGUAAAUCCUGAUGAUGUUGUGUUAGAGUAUGGUGCAGAUUCUCUACGUUUGUAUGAGAUGUUCAUGGGACCAUUUAGGGAUUCAAAGACUUGGAACACAAGUGGGAUCGAAGGUGUGCAUCGUUUUUUGGCAAGAACAUGGAGACUAGUCAUUGGUUUACCUCAGUCUGAUGGAUCUUUUAAAGAUGGAACCUUAGUGACUGAUGAUGAACCGACCCUUGACCAACUCCGUUCUCUCCACAAAUGCAUAGCUAAGGUGACAGAGGAAAUCGAGAGUACAAGAUUCAACACAGGGAUUUCAGGGAUGAUGGAGUUUGUUAACGCUGCAUAUAAGUGGAAUAAUCAACCUAGAGGAAUCAUUGAGCCUUUUGUUCUUUUGCUCUCACCUUAUGCGCCUCACAUGGCUGAAGAGCUUUGGUCACGUUUAGGCCAUCCUAAUUCUCUGGCUUAUGAAAGCUUCCCUAAGGCAAAUCCGGAUUACUUAAAGGACACAACUAUUGUUCUUCCGGUUCAGAUAAACGGGAAGACAAGAGGCACCAUAGAGGUUGAAGAAGGAUGUUCUGAAGAUGAUGCUUUCGCUUUAGCGUCACAGGACAAGAAACUCGAGAAAUAUCUAGACGGACAAUCGAUCAAGAAGAGAAUCUAUGUACCUGGGAAGAUCCUCAACGUUAUCUUAGACCGGACUAAUGUCAAGGUCACUACAAAGUAGAGGCUUCAAAAGGAAACACUUUCAGAACAUUUCACCUUGUUGCUAACUCAAAUUCUCUAUUGUAAGAGUUUCAGAUAUAUUGAGAACAAAAAAAGAUUUCACUGAUUUCUUAGAGAACAUCAGAGGAAACAACGUUUGUUACGCCUUUCCAUCCUUUUUGCCGAGCUCGAAGCUCCCACAUGUAUGACAUUCUUCUCUGUUCGUCUAGAGUCGCCUCUGCUUUCUCUCUUGCUAGCUCACAAGUCUCCAUCCCCAUGCUGCACUUAUCAGCCUCUUUCUGAUACUGAGACGUCGCUUUCUUAGCAUCUAGCAAUAACCUGUCUGCUCGCCAUUCGUCUUCUUGAGCCUGUGCUUCUCUUAGCUUCAGCUCUUCAGCCACCAUUUCCGUGAAACUACUCUCGUUCUCUUCACCAGCUUCCUCGUGUCUCAUACAAUCUUGAAGCUAUGAUUGCUCAAUCCUGCAGGGAUGGAGAGAAGAGGUUGAGAAGAACAGUCGCAGACACAAGGAGGACAAGAGGAGUGGAGAGAGUCUGCAAUGGUCUCGUUGAGAUGCCAAUACAGAGACGGUCCUGCGAUGUAGGCAACGAUGCACAGUCCCAUUACCCCUGUAACCACCUUCGCUGUCUUCUUCUGCUGCCUUCUGGUCAUCUCUCUCUCCCUCUCUCUGCAAAUUAAAGAUUUCUUCACUUUUGUUUGAAUCUGACAAGAUUCUCCAGUAACUGAUCUCCUUGAAAACUCCCCCAAGUAUUGGAUCCUUCCUAACUUCUAGUGUCGUUUUACGUUAACGGAUUUGCUUCAUUUCCUUGCUAAGAGAUUUCAACACAGACGCUGUCUCAUCUGAAUGUGAAGUAUGAUUCAUGAAGAAAGUUGUGAUUCUCCCGUUCACUUCGAUUUUGCUCCAACCAGGGAGCUUUUUCAAGCCGAGAGACCUCAUCUGAUUCCACGACUCACUCACAUCGUCCCAUCUCUUCAUGGCGGCAAAAGAAUGUGCAAGCCUAACGUAAUGUCCAGCUUCUACUGGCUUCAACUCAAUCAUAUCCCGACAAACUAUAUCUUCGACCUCUGUUUUCCCAUUUGCACGGCAAGCAUCAAGUAUUAUCCCCAAGACAUCGAUUGAUGGUUUUGUAAAGUUGUCUUUGUAGAACUUAAACGCUUCUUCUACUCUUUUAGCUCGACAUAGAAGAUCAACCACGCAAGCAAGGUGUUCGUGGUUGGGUUCAACACCAUAAUCUCUAACCAUUGAACUGAAUAUCUUCAAACCGUGCUGAACCAUUCCGUUGUGGCUGCAAGACGAGAGAACCGCUAAGAAAAUCACGUGAUUCGGCUCCAUUCCAGAGCGAAGAAACUCUGAGUAAAUCUCCAAAGCAAUGUCCCCUUUACCAUGGAAACCAUACCCUGCAAUGAGUGUGCCCCACGAGACAAAAUCUUUCCGCGAGAUCGAAUCGAAACAGCUCUGUGCAGCUUCUAAGUAGCCGCAUUUCGCAUACAUAUCAACCAGAGCCGUAUCAACCAAGGCGCAAGGUCUGAUAAAGCUUCUGAUUGCAAUACAGUGUAUAAGUCUCCCUAACGGGAGAGCUCCAGCUGAUGAACAGGCUUGUAAAAGGGAAACAACCGUCAAUGAAUCAACUCGUUGCGGAGUUUUGAACUUCAUCUCUGUAAACAAUAGCAACGCCUUACACAGAUCUCCGUUCUGGGCAUGUCCGGAGAUAAUUGCAUUCCAAGAAACUAAGUCUCUUUCAUUCAUCCGUUCAAAAAGAAAUGAACUUUUAUCCAAAUGGCCGCAUUUUGCAUACAUUGUGAUAAGAGAGUUCAACGCAGGAGUGUCUAAGUAAUAUCCUUGCCUCAGUACAUAACCAUGGAGUGAAGAGCCGAGAUCAAAGGAACCCAAUUGAGCACAAGCUGCUACAACACUAGCUAUUGCCUCACUCGAUAUCUCUGAUCCUGAAUCUAACAUCUCCGAGAAAACACUCAGAGCCUUUUCCGCUCUACCCAACCGGACAAGUCCUGAUAUCAUGACCGUCCAGCAAACAACAUCCUUAUAAGGAAUGGUUUCGAUUACUCGAAACGAAGCUUCCUCCUCACCGCACUUUAGGUACAUAGACAUCAAUGCCGUCUUGAGAUGCAUGUCUACAUCGUAACCAGUAUUCACAAUUUGGCAGUGUAACAUUCUUCCCAUGUCAAGAUCACACAUUGUUCCGCAGACGGAAAGUGAGGCUCCAAAUGUCUGAUGAUCAGGUCUUAAACCAUCAUCUCCCAUUCUGCACAAAAGCUUCAAGAUUUCAUUCAUAUUACCAACAAAAGCAAAUCCUGAAACCAUUGUGUUCCAUGAAACCAUAUCUCGUUGCUCCAUCUGAUAAAACAAAUCCUUAGCAUCUCCGACACGAUCGCACUUGCAGUACAAAUUCAACAUUGAGUUCGUCGCAGAUAUAUCACAAUCAAACCCAUAAACCACCGCAAAGGCAUGUAAACACUGUAACUGCGUAAUCUCGGAAACACCACUCAGCAUCUCCAGCAACGUAACCGGACCCGGUUUAAUCCCCUGAUAUCUCAUCUCGUUCACCAAAGUAAACGCCUUUUCUACAGUCCCGGCGCGUGAGUAACACCCGAUCAUUGCGGUGUAGUGUACCACAUCCCUCUGACGCAUUUCGUCGAACACUUUCCGAGCAUGAUCCAAGAUCCCAAAUUUGGCGUAGAGGUUGACCAGCGAAGACGAGGUGUAGGAAUCGGAAGAGAACCCAUUGACGAGAACUUGCUGGUGAAUCGAGAGACCGAAAGAUAGGAGAUGAAGAGAAGCACAGGCUUUGAGAAGACUAGGGAAAGUAUAAGUGUCAGGUAGGAAUCUAUUAGCGAGCAUGGAAGAGAAGGUUGAGAGCACUUGAUGAUGAUCGCCAUGAGAUGAGAAAUGGUUGAUGAGAGAGUUGAAGGUCUUGGUGGAGUUAAGCAAUGAAGAAGGUUUGAUCAUAGCUCCAUGGUCUUGAUCUAAGCGGGAACGAUGAAAAUGAAGAAACCGAAGUUAACGAAGCAAAAACAAUUUCCAAAAAUAUGACCGUUAGUUUAAAUUUCCAUUAGUA